GUCUUUGCACUAAUUCCACACAGCUUAAGUUCUGCGUGCUUGUUGCUCACGAUAAAAAAACAAAACCCUUGUGUUGUGUUCUCUGGGUGAAACAUCCCUUCCCAUCAAAAGCAAUGGCAUUCAAUUCAAGCAUGGCUCCCUCUCCCAAGGUCCCAUUGUUGAUACUCAUCAUCGCUCUCUCAUGGGUGAUGCUAAUGGCCACCUCCGAAUCGAACGAUGAAAGAGUGAGCGAGCUAUUAUCCCUCCAAUCCAGAUCCAAAUCAGGUGUAAUCCGUCUCAACGACCAAUCCCUCUCUCGCUUUCUCACAUCCGUCAAAACCCCAAGACCUUAUUCAAUUCUCCUCUUCUUCGACGCCGUUCAGCUCCACGACAAAGCGGAGCUCCGCCUCACCGACCUCCGCAACGAAUUCUCCAUCGUCUCUUCCUCCUUCAUCGCCAACAACAUCGACAACCCUUCUCACACCAAGUUGUUCUUCUGCGACAUCGAAUUCAAAGAAUCUCAGCUCUCCUUCUCUCAAUUCAGCGUCAACGCUCUCCCCCACAUUCGCCUCGUGGGUCCCAACCAUGGCUUCAAGGAUUCAGAACCCAUGGACCAGAGUGAUUUCUCCAGGCUCGCCGAAUCCAUGGCUGAUUUCGUCGAAGCCAAGACCAAACUCUCCGUGGGACCCAUCCAUCGACCACCCGUUCUCUCCAGGAACCACUUGAUCAUCAUCGGGUUAGCCAUCUUGAUUUGGUUACCCUUUUUCAUCAAGAAGGUCUUAUCGGGUCAAACCCUGCUCCAUGACCCGAGGGUUUGGUUGGCGGGUUCUGUCUUUGUAUACUUCUUCAGCGUUUCCGGUGCCAUGCACAACAUCAUUAGGAAGAUGCCCAUGUUUCUCGUCGAUCGCAAUGAUCCUUCCAAGCUCGUGUUUUUCUACCAGGGUUCGGGGAUGCAGCUUGGUGCUGAGGGUUUUACUGUGGGGUUCUUGUAUACAGUUGUGGGUUUGCUCUUGGCGUUUAUGACUCACGGUCUCGUGAAGGUGAGCAAUGUGACCGUGCAGAGGGUGAUCAUGAUUUUUGCUCUGUUGGUUUCCUUCUUGGCUGUGAAGCAGGUUGUCCACUUGGAUAAUUGGAAGACCGGUUAUGGGAUUCAUGGCUUUUGGCCCUCUAGCUGGAAUUGAGGUUUGGCACGAUACAAUUUCCUUUAUUUCCUCUUCAAGUUGAUAAUUAUGGAUCAGGAAAGAUGUCUUAUGUUAGAACUUUGCAAGAAUUAAUGUGCAACUUGUUACUGCCCUUUUGUAGCACAACUUUGAGCUUGAAUUUGAGUAUUAGAAAAAUUUUAUAAUCUGGGGAUGACAUUUUGUUUGGACUUGUUAUAUAUUUAGUGGCAAUUGCAUAAUGUUGCAUUGCAUCUUUCUAAACUUAUGCUGCUAAAUUGAUUGUUCUAUCCGUCUUAAGUUGUGCCUUUACUUUCUUAAAACUGAAUAUGUAGACUUAUACUGUUGUGCAAGUGCGUGACAGAUGU
This is a messenger RNA of Gastrolobium bilobum, 1504 nucleotides long. RefSeq names its product probable dolichyl-diphosphooligosaccharide--protein glycosyltransferase subunit 3B. Gene Ontology annotation, cellular component: oligosaccharyltransferase complex. The record is from RefSeq and is a predicted model, not a curated record. Lineage: Eukaryota; Viridiplantae; Streptophyta; Magnoliopsida; Fabales; Fabaceae. Bases 114 to 1160 code for a protein of 348 amino acids. The transcript has a single exon.